This is a messenger RNA of Papaver somniferum (opium poppy), 780 nucleotides long. RefSeq lists its product as uncharacterized. The coding region runs from base 1 to 780 and encodes 259 amino acids. NCBI's taxonomy places the organism in Eukaryota, Viridiplantae, Streptophyta, Magnoliopsida, Ranunculales, Papaveraceae. The transcript has a single exon. The record is from RefSeq and is a predicted model, not a curated record.
AUGAUGAUUACCAAAUGGAGUGGCAAGGAUUUCUUCAUUGCUCAGAUCUAUGUUGAUGAUAUCAUCUAUGGAUCAACAUCCAAGAAACUUGAUGAUGGAUUUCAAAACUCUUCGUGUGAAGAGUUCAAAAUGAGCAGUGUUGGUAAAUUAAGGUUCUUUCUAGGUCUACGAAUUCAACAACAUAAGAAUGAAAUUUAUAUCUAUCAAGAGCAAUAUGCCAAUCUUGUCAAAAUAUUUUUUCUUGAAAAACCCACUCCAAAGCUCAGUCUCAUGUCCAUAACUGGGAAACCACAAAGAGGUGAGAAAGGUGAUAAAGUGGAUCUGAAACUCUACAGGUUCAUUAUUGGUAGCUUCUUGUAUUUAAUAGCCACGAGACCUGACAUUGCCUUUAGUGGAAGUUGUUGUGAAAGAUUUCAAGUUGAUCCCAAAGAGUCUCAUCUCACAACUGUAAAAAGGAUUCUCCGAUGUAUUAAACAUACUACUGGGUUUAGUCUUUAUUACAUCUUUGAUACUAACACUGAACUUACUACUUAUUCUGAUGCAGACCGGGCAGGAUGCAUGGAAGAGAAGAAGAGUACAACGAAAGGAUUUUUUCACGUGGGACUAAAUCUUGUCGCUUGGCAUAGCAAGAAACAAAACUCACUAUCCUUAUCAACAUGUGAAGCACAAUACAUUGCAUCAGGUUCCUGUUAUACUCAACUCUUAUGGAUGAAACAGAUGCUUACUGACCAUGGAACAGAUGUUGAAACUGUGAAAAUCAUUUGUGAUUCGAAUUACUGA